Messenger RNA from Onthophagus taurus, 831 nucleotides. RefSeq names its product lysophospholipase-like protein 1. Lineage: Eukaryota; Metazoa; Arthropoda; Insecta; Coleoptera; Scarabaeidae. Gene Ontology annotation, cellular component: cytoplasm. Gene Ontology annotation, biological process: protein depalmitoylation. Gene Ontology annotation, molecular function: palmitoyl-(protein) hydrolase activity; carboxylic ester hydrolase activity. The record is from RefSeq and is a predicted model, not a curated record.
AACUGGUUUGUAAUUCACAAUAAUUCCGAUUUCCCCACAUUUGCUUUGUUGGUCAUCGAUCCAAAUCAAAUUUUUCGCCUUUUUUAGGUUAAACAUUUUUUAAGAUAAUAUAUUAUUUAGAAUAUGAGCAGCGGAAAAAUUAUACGAUUAAAACUAAUUCCAGCAAGUGGUAAAAAUGUUGGAACGAUUUUUUGGUUUCAUGGAUCAGGUGAUUCAGGUGAUGGUUUUUAUGAAUGGAUAAAAUUUUUUAUGGGAAAUUUUUCUUUCCCCCAUUUAAAAUGUAUGUUCCCCACAGCCCCAAUCAGAUAUUAUACUCCAAGUAAUGGUGCACCUCAAAGCGUAUGGUUUGAUCGAAAAGAUAUUCUUCCCACCGUUGACGAAGAUUUAGAAACUUUAAAUGAUAUCAGUUAUGAAAUAAAUUCAUUAAUUGAUCAAGAAUUAAGUGUGGGAAUCCCUCUCAAUAAGAUUAUUGUUGGUGGAUUUUCUAUGGGGGGAUGUUUGGCGUUACAUACGGCGUUUAGGACUACACCUGGUUUAGGAGGAGUAUUUUCAAUGUCUUCUUUUCUCAAUAAUAACUCAAUAGUUUAUGAAGCAAUAAGAGAUCAUCCUGAAAAAGUUAUUAAUACUCCUUUAAUUAUGUUUCAUGGCGGAAGUGAUCAAUUGGUUGAAUUAGAAUGGGGUAAAGACACUUUCAAAGAAUUAACUAAGCUGGGUGUCAAAGGAACAUUUCAAGUUAUACCAAAUACGUUUCACGAGUUAAAAAAGGAUCAACUUAUUGACCUGUUUAAAUGGAUUAAUAAAAUUAUACCACCACCGAAAGAGGAAAUUUAA